Penicillium daleae is the source of this 2817-nucleotide messenger RNA. Its product is annotated as non-ribosomal peptide synthetase. The record is from RefSeq and is a predicted model, not a curated record. The transcript has a single exon. Gene Ontology annotation, molecular function: CoA-ligase activity. Bases 1 to 2817 code for a protein of 938 amino acids. Gene Ontology annotation, biological process: secondary metabolic process; biosynthetic process. NCBI's taxonomy places the organism in Eukaryota, Fungi, Ascomycota, Eurotiomycetes, Eurotiales, Aspergillaceae.
AUGGUCCCAUCCCCUGCAGCGACUAGCCUGCUAGAGCUCCUUCAGAGAGCAGCAGCGACCCAAGCAGGGAUCACAUUCUACAAAGCACAUGGUCCUUCGGAGAGCUCCCCAGAGCAAAUCUCUUACCGGCAGCUACUCGAUCAAGCUUGCCGAGACGCAGCAUGGCUACAGACCUCCGUGUCGGGUCUGCAGCGUGAUACCGUGUUCUUGUUACAUUUUGACUCACACGAGGAGAAUAUCCGCUGGUUCUGGGCUACUACAGUCGCAGGUUAUGUACCUUGUAUUGUACCUAAGUUGGCAGUGUCGAACGAAAGACGCAUUGCUCAAGCAGAGCAUAUCCUCCGCUUGCUGGAUGGUCCGGUCAUCCUUACCAAUGACCGCAUGGCGUGUGCCUUCAAAGGUGUCGAGGCUCAUCGCCUGUAUCGUGUGGAUGAUCUUGUGCAGAAACCUACAUUCCAUGCUGAGACUGCCACCACCCUUCCGUCUGUGAUACAUAACCAACGCGAUGAUGACCUCGGGGCGCUGAUGCUCACUUCUGGUAGCACCGGUUUCUCCAAGGCCGUGUGCCUGCGACAACCCCAGAUGCUGGCCGCGGCAGCCGGUAAGGCUGCACACUGUCGAGCCACCUCUGAGGAUGUGUUCCUAAGCUGGAUUGCACUUGACCAUGUGGUUAACCUGGUUGAGAUGCAUCUGCAUGCCAUGCUCCUAGGCGCAGACCAAAUUCAGGUGGCCACCGAGGAGGUAUUGAAGGAGCCGCGCCAAUUCCUCGACUUGGUUGACCGGCACCGCGUCUCUCUGAGCUUUGCUCCUAACUUCUUCCUCGCCCUCCUAUGCGAGCGGGUGUCCCAACCAGACUUUGUCAAGGAAGGUUCAAACUGGGACCUUUCGUGCCUGCGCUGUGUCUUCUCCGGCGGAGAGGCCACUGUCCGGCAGAUGGCGGUGCAACUUACACGCGCACUGCAACCGUACGGGGCCCAACCCUUCAUCCGCGCCGGGUAUGGACUGACAGAGUCGUGCGCCGGUAUGGUCUGGGACCUGGUUGACCACACUUUGGACGGCCUGUAUGAUGCUUCUGGGGAGUUCCUCUCCUGUGGCUUACCCAUUCCUGGAGUGCAGAUGCGUGUGGUGCGUGAGAUGGAUGGCAUGGAGGCUGUUGCGGAUGAAGAGGGCAUGCUGCAGUUACGUGGUCCUGUCAUGUUCAAUCGGUAUUAUCGUGAUCCGGCAGCCACAAGUGCAGCUUUCACGGCGGAUGGGUGGUUCAUCACCGGAGAUAACGCCAUUCUUGACAAGCACGGUCAGCUCUACAUCACCGGACGGACCAAGGAUACCCUCCUCAUCAACGGGCUGACCAUUUUCGCCGUGGAGGUGGAGUACGGCAUUGAGCAGGCCCGAAUUACAGGCCUCACGCCGAGUUACACGUUGGUCUUUGCUCACCGACCUGCCGGCGCUGUCACCGAGUCGUACUGUGUGGUGUACUCUCCCAGCUAUAGCUCGGAUGACGACGAAGCUCGGGCUCAGACCACCGACGCCAUUGAGCGUAUCGCUAGUCUCGUGGUAAACGUCAAGCCUGCCGCGAUCCUCCCCCUUCCACGACAAUACUUUGAAAAGACCUCCCUUGGCAAGCUCUCCCGCGCCCAUUUUAGACGCCUCUUCGAGAACGGCACCUUCGACAGUGAACGAGCCUUUCAUACAGCUCGCCUGCAAGCCUACCGCCAGGCCCACCGACAACCACCCUCCUCCCCAACUGAGCAAACCAUCCUUGAUCUGGUGUGCACGCGCCUGGCUGUCGAUCCACACGAUGUCAGCGUUACCACCAAUUUAUUCCAGCUUGGCCUCUCCUCCCUCGACUUCUAUACCAUCACUCAAGAUCUGCAUCGGAACUUUGAUACCCACCUCACUCUCCCAGAUCUCCUUGCCGACCCUACCAUCUCCGGCCUUGCCCGCCACGUCUCGACCUCCACCAAGACCAUGAAUGCAGAAUACGACCCGGUGGUUACCCUUCAGCCACACGGCUCCAAGACUCCGCUCUGGCUCGUUCACCCAGCCUCAGGUAACGUCCUCAUCUUUACGGCCCUGGCUCGCGCCUUCCAUGACCGGCCAAUCUACGGCUUCCGGGCCCGCGGCACCAAACCUGGCGAAAAUCUCUUCACAAGCAUCACCGAGAUGGCCGACACUUACGUCACUGCCCUAGUACGCACGCAGCCCCAUGGCCCAUAUGCUCUAGCAGGAUACUCGCUCGGCAGCAGCGUCACCUUUGAGAUUGCCAAACGGCUAGAAGCAUCUGGCGCAGAAGUCCAGUUUCUGGGAGCGUUGGAUGGGCCGCCGGACAUCGCCCCGCUGGUGGGACAUCUAACGUGGUCGGAAGCACUGGUGAUGAUUGGGUACUUCUAUGAGUUGAUUGAGGAGAGAAGAUCUAUCCAACUCAUGUCGGAGCUGAGGGAUCAAGACCCUGAGGUAGCACUAGAUGUUGUUCUUGGUGAGGCAGACCAAGAGAGAGUCAAAGUAUUGGGACUGGAAAAGGAGGAGUUGACGCAUGUGACCGACGUGACGGCGGGCUUUUGCCGGGCCGCAGGCGAGUAUGUGCCGAGCGAAGAGAUCGGAUGUGUGGUAGAUGUCUUCGCAGUGGAACCAUUAUUGACCGUAACAGAUCAGAGAGAGGUUUGGGUGCGAGAUUAUUUGGGGAAAUGGGCGAGUCUAAGCAAGUCGGGGAUGGCCGUGCAUCAGUGUGAGGGACGGCAUGCGGAUAUGUUGGGACGGGAAUUUGUCAAUUCUCUGGCGUUGAUUUUGAGGCGUGUCAUGUCCGCGAGGGGAGUAUAG